GUGAGAUACUGUUAAUUUUGUAAAUGGGCCCAUUCUGGUUUUGGUCCUGAUCAAAAUGGAGGGUCCAAAUAUUUUGUUUGGGGUUUCCAAAAACAAGACCCAAGAAGACAAUGGGCAACUCACAAAUGGUAAGCGUGGCAGUUUCUUGAUCACAUUUUCCCUAGGAAACGCCAAUGCUACCUGUAACAAACGAAGUAACGAACCAAACCAACAGAAUUCUCCAAGUUCUAGUAGCUGUCCGGUCAUGGCUUCAAUGGCACAAUUUUGUUACAUUCUUGGACCCUCAAACUUUAGACAAAAGUACAGUAGUUUCAGAUCUUGCUUCCAAAAUCCCAUUUACAGAAAGAACGCACUCUCUUCUAUCAAUUUAACAUUUCAUGCAAAGCCACCAUCAGUCUCUUCUUCCAUUGUUUGUUCUGCUGCUAAUAAGCCCUCUUCCUCCUCAGAAGUUAGUUCUUCAUCCAAGAUAAGGAGUGAAGUUCUCUCUCCCUUUCGGUCUGUGCGGAUGUUCUUUUACCUUGCAUUCAUCGCAAGUGGUGCCUUGGGAGGAUUAAUAGCCUUAACACAGUUAAUUGCUGCCCUAAACAAUCCUGCAAGAUCAUCUGAAGUCCCUGACAUUUUAACAAGUCUUGGCAUAGACAUUGGAGCAGCAUCUUUCUUUGCAUUUCUGUAUUUCAGGGAGAACACUGCUAAGAACGCACAACUAGCCAGACUCUCAAGAGAAGAAAGCCUUUCUAAUCUUAAGCUUCGAGUGGAUCAAAAUAAGAACAUUUCUGUAGGCAGUUUGAGAGGAAUUGCUCGUAUUGUAGUAUGUGCUGGCCCUGCAUCAUUCAUCAUAGAGUCAUUCAAAUUUAGCGAGCCAUUCACUGAGAGCCUUCUGGAAAGAGGGGUGCUGGUGGUUCCUUUCGCUACAGAUGGGAAUUCACCUAGUCUUGACUUUGAUGACAGUGAAGACAUGAAAGAGAUCACUUCAAAAAGAAAGAGGCUUUGGCAGUUGACCCCAGUUUAUGUUUCUGAGUGGACUGAGUGGUUGGAUGAGCAAAAGAAAUUGGCUGGUGUGUCCCCUGAAUCUCCUGUUUAUUUAUCUCUGCGCUUGGAUGGUCGUGUGCGUGGAAGUGGCGUUGGUUAUCCUCCUUGGAAUGCUUUUGUUGCUCAGUUGCCACCUGUAAAGGGACUAUGGUCAGGUCUUCUUGAUGGAAUGGACGGAAGAGUUCUUUGAAGGAAGGAGUGAUCACAAUCUAAAGCUAAACGCGAACAGUCAACCAGCAUCAAGUUGAUUAACAAUUUUGGCUUCUCUACUCUGCUACCAGAUUUUUUUCUCUUACUUCUAGUUCUUUAUUGCAGAUCUUGCAGGGUUCUGCCCCACCUGUUAUAUGAUAGUCUCCUUUCCAUAGCAAUGUUAUUAUCUACAGAUCUGUUUUUUUUAAUCCUUUCAUCUAUGAUACCUCAAUUUAGUAAUUGCAAUUUUCUUUUGUAUGCAAUCAGAAUGAGAAACCUAGAGGAACUGAGUUAUAUUGCAUAUGGUAGCUUGUUGAGUGGUUGUAAUAACAUCAUGUUCCCGGCAGCUGCUCUAUUUUUACAUUUGUAUUCCGGUUGGAUCCAAACUGCGUUUUGAACUGCAACAAAAACAGUAUAAUUUGCUAUCAUAAUUGAGUUUCAGGAUCACAAGAACCUUUUAGGCUUCAUAUAUUGCUUUACAGGUUUCCGAUCACAAUUAAAAAUUAACCAACCUCAAUGGGAUUUGGAACCCAAAGCCACUUUUGGAAAACAUGUUAGUGUUAAACUAGCUCUAAAUCUGCUUG
Molecule: messenger RNA, 1802 nt
Organism: Durio zibethinus
Lineage: Eukaryota; Viridiplantae; Streptophyta; Magnoliopsida; Malvales; Malvaceae
Product: LOW PSII ACCUMULATION-like protein
Source: RefSeq, a predicted model, not a curated record